AUGGCGGCCGACUUAUCUCUCUGGCAACGCUUGAUUGAGGUUGAAACUCAACCCUCGAUCCUGCGAGAGGAUGCAAUGAUGACAUGGUUGAAGCGUCGUGUCAAGGACCCUUCCCUCUCCAUCAACCGUUGGGUUGCUAACCUCCUAAACCGGGAUGGCUCCUUCUCCGAGAUGGAUCGUGUGAUGGAAAACGAUCAGCUGCUCGCAGUCGGCGACUCGGACAUGAGCACGUCUGACUCGGAUGCGUUGCACGCGCUCCUCGAGUCUCCGCCAGAGAAAGUUGUCAUCAGGGUCGGCAGGCCAUGCACCCAUGUCAAGUCACUGGCGCGGCUCCGAGGCCCAUCCCCGCUAGGUGAGCUUGCAAGUGCAGAGAACAGCGCCCUGUUUCUCUUGAGGUGCUCGGCCGACUCAAGCUUGGUCCUAAGCUGUUUGGGAUAUAACCCGAACAGCAGCAAGCCGCCGCCUGAGCAGCAAGCCCCAAGAUGGGCUGCCACCCGGAGCAUCACCAAAGAGUUCGAAGAUGCAUACAGGAAGCACGACAACGUGCUUUUUGUCCUGUGCUUCAAGAGGACCUUUGCGGGCAUACUCCGUAUGUCCGGGGUUGCAGAUCUCGAGAAGUACGGAGGCCCAGCAUUCUGGGCCUGGAAUGAGGAUGACUUGCGCUCAGUUCGGAACUGGGGAGCCUUGCUGAACCCGGGCAACUUCCCUGUGACGUGGUUCGCUGAAUUGGAUGAGGACAUGGAUUCUUGCCCCAGACUUCAUCCCGACAUCCGAAACUCUGCCUACCUCAACAACGAAAGCAGGAGCAUGCACAAUGGGCACCGCUUGGAUGCCAGGGCCUGGUGGAAGCUUCUUGAGCACCUGGCAAAGUGCAAGCCUGUCAAGCAUGCGCAUCGCACGCCUGAGAUUACCGUACCUCCAUCGCGCAGUGCCUGA
This is a messenger RNA of Symbiodinium natans, 936 nucleotides long. Lineage: Eukaryota; Dinophyceae; Suessiales; Symbiodiniaceae. The record is from the annotation of a GenBank genome assembly.